This is a messenger RNA of Vespula vulgaris, 8004 nucleotides long. RefSeq names its product MAP kinase-activating death domain protein (gene Rab3-GEF). The transcript has 33 exons. Gene Ontology annotation, molecular function: guanyl-nucleotide exchange factor activity. The coding region runs from base 391 to 6408 and encodes 2005 amino acids. Gene Ontology annotation, biological process: regulation of Rab protein signal transduction; regulation of apoptotic process. NCBI's taxonomy places the organism in Eukaryota, Metazoa, Arthropoda, Insecta, Hymenoptera, Vespidae. The record is from RefSeq and is a predicted model, not a curated record. Gene Ontology annotation, cellular component: cytosol.
UUAGAAAAAAGCGAGCAGUGCAAACUAGGCAAAGACGGUGAACGCGCGGAUGCGCCACGGCGUUGCCCUUGCGCCGUGAGAAAUCAAUAACUUAAUACGAAAGUGGAGGAUGACGAAUAGUGUCACGGUCAAUUAACAGCGUUCGCGAUCGUUAAACGAUUUGAGAAUGAUAGUUCCGGGAAAUAUGAUCCUUUCAGUAAAUGUUUCGAUAGAAUCGUAGUACAAGGAUCAGUGAAAUCAAAAAGUCGGAUAUGUCGAUUUUGACAUUUCUGCUAAUAUCGCAAGAUCGAAGAAUGAAAUAGCCAUGAUCGGAGUAGGAAGCGAGGUCGAAGAGAAGCCAUCGGCAGAAAUCUCUUGCAUAUAUUGUAUAAAACGGUGACAGAGCAUCAAAUGGCAACCAUGGAUAUACAAAGAAAGCAUCUCUGUCCACGUUUGGUGGACUACCUCGCUAUCGUGGGAGCCAGAUCGGCUCCGAUCUCUCGUCAGCCUGUACAGGUUCCGGAAUUGUUGCGUAGAUAUCCGGUGGAGGAUCACAAAGAUUUUCCUCUACCUUUGGAUAUGGUAUAUUUUUGUCAACCAGAAGGUUGCAGCAGUGUGGGACCUAAACGUACAGCCUUGCGAGAAGCUACGUCUUUCACUUUCACCCUCACGGAUAAGGAUUCAGGAAAAACACGAUAUGGCAUUUGCGUUAAUUUCUACCGACCUAUAGAAAGGGCUGGGACAAAUGCACGUGGUGGUAUUUCAAUGAGAAGAGACAAAUACAACACCACUUUUAGAAGGGAGAGCUGGAGGAAGAGUAUGGAAAAAAGUACAGAUUCUGCAUUUUCUAGCGACUAUAGAAGCAGUGCGGUGGGUCCUAGUGAUUCUGAGAAAGAUUGCUCUAGUAGCAGAAGAGACUCUGACACGUCCCAUGCGCCUUACGCACCGAGAUUGGGUGUCACAGCACCGAGUGGUGACAGCGAAAGCGGUGGUAGUCAUUCUCCUUCGCCUCGAGCUUCUCGAAGACGGCAGAGGGUUCGAAAUCAUUCCUUAACAUCACUUUGUAUCAUUUCUCAUCAUCCGUUCUUUUCGAUGUUUCGAGAAUGUCUUUUCGUUUUGAAGAAGAUCAUCGAUGCAUGCAACGAUAACUCGACUCCUCAGAAAGUAGGAGCUUCGAGGCAAACUAAUAGAGAUUCAGUGUGGAGUGUUCUUAGUGGUCAAGUUUUGGAAGGGACUCCGUCCAUCGUGUUGCACGAUAUACGGGAGAUCGAAACCUGGAUCCUGAGAUUGUUGAGCAGUCCAGUGCCAGUACCAACGAAAACGCGUGUAGAAAUCGAAAUAGUAUCGUCGACUAUGCAACCUCCACUCUGCUUUGCUCUACCUGAUCAUACAAGAUUUUCUUUGGUUGAUUUUCCUCUACACUUGCCUCUCGAACUUCUUGGCGUUGAAAUAUGUUUGAAAGUUCUCACUCUCAUUUUAUUAGAAAAUAAGAUCGUAUUACAAUCACGAGAUUAUAAUGCUUUGUCGAUGUCGGUGAUGGCAUUUGUCACAAUGAUCUAUCCCUUAGAAUACAUGUUUCCUGCAAUACCAUUGUUACCAACCUGCAUGAGCUGUGCGGAACAACUACUACUUGCCCCAACGCCGUAUAUCAUCGGAAUACCUGCCUCUUUUUUAAUGUAUAAGAAAAAUUUCAAAAUGCCGGAUGAUGUCUGGCUGGUGGAUCUCGAUAGCAAUAAAGUAACUGCGCCUCCUGGUUUGGCCGAUCAAUUACCACCCUUGCCUGAACCGGAAGGUACCAUACUAAAGAACCACCUGAAACAGGCAAUGCAACUGAUGGAUCAAGUUGGCUCUGGUACAAUGGGUAGUAUGUCCGCUUCGCAAGCUAUACCCCCGGACACUUGGUCAUCACGAUUGUCCUCUCAAUCUCCCAGCAGAAGAGAAAGUUCAGCAUCUCAACAUUCUCAAAAUUUAAGCGUGUCGACAAUGAGGCACAGGCCGAGCGUUGAUUAUCAACAUGGUCACGGUCCAGCAAGCUCGUUGGGUAGCAACGCAUCACAGCUACGUCGUCCGUCGUUAACAGCUGCGAUGGCAUCAGCUUCAGCGUCUGGAGGAAGCGGUACGCCUUCUCCUUCAUCAUCGUCACCAGUAACUGGGCCUGGGACCACACCUGGCAGUGGAACGUCCACAACUUCGACUAUGGGUCCACCGUUUAAUCCCUUUAUCUACGGUAACGACGUUGAUUCGGUCGAUAUCGCAACACGAGUGGCUAUGGUCCGCUUCUUCAACUCUCAAAAUCUCUUGGCCAAUUUUACUGAGCAUACACGCACGCUGAGGCUCUACCCAAGACCCGUAGUUGCAUUUCAAAUAAAUUCUUUCCUCCGUUCGAGACCAAGAGCGAGUCAGUUUCUGAACAAAUUUGCGCGCACACAAGCCGUCGAAUUUCUCGCCGAGUGGUCGCUUACACCCAGUAACGUUGCUUUUUUGAGAGUACAAACCGGAGUGUUUGAUCCGGCGCAAAUCGGUGAUAAGUCAAAAUGGUACGCUGCGAAUCUCGAGCCAAUACAUUUCAAAGUUUGGGAUAACUCUAGCUCUUUGGCAAACGCUUUAAAUGCGCUGAAGGAGUUGGAAAGUCAGCCAACUGACGAGAGUGGCUCGGAUUCAGAAGGUGCAGAAAGCACGAGCUCUUCUUAUUCUUCUCUCAGUGAUUUCGUUUCGGAAAUGGCAUCGUCGGAUUUGUCACCGAGCUAUAAUUGUCCUCAAGUCAGUCAACCUCAACAAAUGGCACUUUCGAUUGAUCCAAAGAACAUUUAUAAUCCACCAAGUUCAUUGCAAUAUCCUGGCGUGGAAGAAGAAUCACCGGUGCGUCCCGAAAGUCCACCAAGUACAUCCUCCAGCCAUAGCGAUCUCAGCAGUCCGAGUUUCAACAGAGACUCCGAAUUGGAGUUGAAUCCCAAAGCUCUCGAAACAUCGCAAUCUACCAAUGAUAAAGAGGAAGGUGGUAGUUUUGAGUCAGACUCUGCAUCAACAAUAACUCCACGCACAAUCCUGAGCGCACAAAGUUCAAUAGGCCAGUUUGGAGUGGGCAUGGGGUCAUUAGGUAACUCCUUGCUCAACGACACUGAACGCACUACCACCCCUCACAGGACAUCACGCGUCACUAGAUAUAUGGUUCCUGUGACGCCCAGUGGAACGAGUCUUCAGAGACAACCAAGCGUUGGCAAUGUUUUGGCACGAACGUCCAGCUUUGGGUCUAGCACGAGUCCACUUCUAACACGACAACUCAGUGGUAGUAUGGAUAAUGAGACUCUUGCGGCAUCUCGUCAGCAAGUGACGCCGAGUACUCCGGAUGGACAGAAGAACAAUACUGGUAUGCCAGGAAAUGGUGUCUUGAGACAAGGAUCGCAGGGUUCGUUGUUUGAACAAAUAGCGACUCAAGCAAAGGAUCUCGUACGAGAAACGACCAGACAGAGUAGUCAAGAUGGACUUCUUGCGCAUAUGGAUAAACUGAAGCAUCAAGCAAAGGAGAAGAUAACGGAAGCAGGUGAAGACAGUUUGUUCGCGCCAUUAGAACAGUUUACACAACAAACGAAGAAGGCUGUAGGCGAAGCUACCAAGUCCGUUCAAGAGGCAUCAAAAACAGCUAUCGAAGCUAGCAAGACAGCUGCAGGUGUGAGCAAAAACACUUUUGACGACUUAACGUACAUGGGUAAAAGUACGUUUGGUGAUUUAACAAAGAGUGCUAAGGAGGUCGCAACGAAAAAGGGUUUGCUCAAGGGUCUCGGAGAGUCACAACAAUCUUCACCACCUCAUACUCCUCCAUCUUCUGGUAUAACUCAAAGGAGAGAAUCAUCCAGCACUCAAUUGGUUGCCUCGGAUACUCGUUCCGGACGUAGAGACAUCGGCCGUGAUUUCUUUAGUAACAUUAGUAGCGAUUUAAACGGCAUCGCUGCUCAAACGAGCAGUAUGUUCAGUGAUUUAUUUGGUAACAGAAAUAGUUCUAAUCGGAAUCUUGCGCAAUCACAAAGAUCAAAGGAGAGAACUAGCACAUCAUUUGGACCCUUUCCUAAAGUUUCAGGAAAGACAGGUCUCGUUGAGCGUUCAUCAUUAAUAAAGCAUUCUUCGAUGAAAGCUAAUCAAGAAGAGAUGCAAAGGAUGCAAAAUGCAGAACGAUCCAGUACAAACAGCGACAAUCAAGCCUUCUUAACGGAUGUGGUAACACAAGUUCUGGCUGGUGAAGGCGUCGGUUGGCUCAAAUUGAAUAGAUUGAAGAAACUUAUGGAAGAUGAAAGCUAUCGAGAUUUGGUCGUUACAAAGCUUAAUAAAGGGCUCAAUAGAAAAAUUAGUCCCGAUGAUCAUAUUGACGAUGUGUGCAUCUCUAAACCGGUAUAUAAGGGAAUGCUAAAGUGCCUUCAAGCAGUGGUUCAUGGUCUCGCUCAUACUUAUAGUAAUUUCGGAUUAGGUGGAAUGGCUUCGGUUUUCCAAUUGAUGGAAAUAGCUCAUACUCAUUAUUGGAGUAAGGAUCUAUCCGAAGGAGGUUUCGAUGGUUCACUUUUAUCACAGGCAUCGAGUCCAUUUGGUAGCAAGGAAAAUUUGAAGUCUCCACAAUCUCCGAAUCAAGAAAUACCAUCUCAGGUUCAACUUGAAUUACCCCAGGGGCAACAAACGAGUGACGUUGGGCAAUCGACAACGGACAUGUUUUUGGAUAUGUUCACGAAAAAAAAAAAGUUUUUGUGCAAACUGACGUCAUUCGAUUCUGAGAGUGGGCGGGGAGGUGGAACAGGAAGCAGCGAAGCUUUAUCCACUGACGGAGGUAGCAUUAUCACUAAUCCUGCUUUUCGGCAAUCACAUCAAGCUUCUUUCCGAAGCACUGUGUCUGAUAGCGAGGUCGAACAAGGCAAUUUUCCGCGUCAAGGAAAACAACGUACAGGUAGCGUUUGGUCCAGUAAAUCAUCGUUGAGUACAGGCUUCAGGUACCAUGGUGGAAAUUUGAUAUCUACGACACCAAUGUCUAGUCCUGAAACAGCACGAACUUAUCUCUUCGAAGGUCUUUUGGGUAAAGAAAGAUCCAAUCUUUGGGACCAAAUGCAAUUCUGGGAGGAUGCUUUCCUAGACGCUGUAUCGCAAGAACGAGAUAUGUUGGGUAUGGAUCAGGGUGCAGGAGAGAUGAUGGAGAGGUACAAGAGUUUGAGCGAUAGCGAAAGACGUCGAUUGGAACACGACGAGGAUCGAUUGUUGUGUUCCCUUUUGCACAAUCUCACUGCAAUCUUGGUAAUGUUGAACGUUGAAAAGAACGAGGUGAAACGUAAAGUACGGAGGUUACUGGGAAAAAGUCACAUCGGUUUGAUUUACAGUCAGGAGCUGAAUCAGCUUCUCGAUCAGAUAAACAACCUCCAUGGAAACGAUAUCGAUCUGAAGCCAUUGACCUCUCGACAAAUGCAUCGUCAGUCCUUUACCGUUCAUGCUGGUGUCGAUGCUGAGGGUGAUCUAAGAUUCCUCGAAGUUCGUCAUGAUGGUCUUGUGCUGAGAUCAGUAAACGGAGUUAUCGUUGAACGUUGGUGGUACGAACGACUGGUAAACAUGACCUACAGUCCGAAAAACAAGGUCCUUUGUUUAUGGAGAAGAAACGGUGGUCAAACACAAUUUCAUAAAUAUUACACAAAGAAGUGCAAAGACCUGUACUACUGUAUAAAAGAUGCGAUGGAAAAAGCCGCUGCCCGUGGAAGAGGAGGAAACAUCGGUAUCGAGCUGGGAGGUGAAUUUCCGGUUCAGGACAUGCGUACAGGAGAGGGCGGGCUUCUUCAGGUUUGCAUGGAAGGUGUUGGUCUUCUCUUCGCGAACAGCAAGGAUUUCGAGUUUUUUGUAAGACUCGAUCAUAUCCGCAAGUGCUUUACCCAGAAGGAUGGAAUCUUUGUUCUGGAAGAAUUCAAUCCUAAAACUAGACAAGUAAUCCAACGUAAAUAUAGGUCGCAAAUGGCAGAUCAAAUCUGUUAUGCGGUACUCUGUGUAUUCUCUUAUUUGGCUGCUGGCUUAGAACAACGUAAACAACAUCAGCCUAAUCAGCAAACGCAUCAGCAACAACAACAGCAGCAGCAGCAGGAACAGCAACAGCAACAAUUGCGCCAACAGCAGCAGAAGCAGUUACGUCAACAACAAUUGCAACAGCAGCAACAGCAUUUGCAGCAGCAGCAUCAGCAACUGCGUCAACAGCAGCAGCAACAGCAGCAGCAACAGCAACAGCAACAGCAGCAGCUGCAGUUGCGUCAACAGCAACUGCAACAACAGUUACGUCAGCAACAGCAACAGCAACAGCAACAGCAACAAAGACGGCAGCAGCAACAACAGCAAAUAUCGCCACGGGAUGAAAAUAUCCCUCAAAUCGUACAGGGAAACACGAACACACAAUUUGAACCCUUUCCUCAACAGCACUGACACAAAGGCAGGCACUCUCUCCCAUUCGUGCAUAAUUACAAUAAAUGCGCUCCUUACGCUUGUCUACCUUGGGUAUAAUGAAUUUAAUGUAAAGCAUGAGGUAUCCUUUUCAUUAUUCGACCUUGGAAUAUCCAAUAAAUGUUCGUCGACGUGAUAUUUUCCUACAAGAAAACAAGCAAAGCUUAGAAAUUCUUCAUUUCUUACGCUUUAGCUGCUUUGUUCUUGACUCGUUCGACACUUCCAUUAUAACAUGUGAUAUAUGUAAUCAAUAUAACAAAACAAAGUGCACUGAAGAAAGAAAUAGAGAGAGAGAGAGAGAGAGAGAGAAAUAAAGAAAGAAAAAUGAAGAUUGUAAACAUACAGACAUAUGCACAGAACACACGUAUUUGUAUUAUACAUUACAGCCGUGUAUAGAAAGUGUAUAUUUUUUUCAAUAUAUAUAUAUAUAUAUAUAUAUAUAUAUAUAUAUAUAUAUAUAUAUAUAUAUAUAUAUAUAUAUAUCAUGAGAGUAUAUUCAGAGAAAAAGAGAGAGAGAGAAAAAAAACAGAGAAUAUUACAAGAGAGAUCAUAAUUUUGAAGAAAUAUAAUCUGUACGUACCUAUAGAUAUUACAUGCACGAAUCCGACAGGAUUAAAAAAAGAAAACGACCGAUCAAGAAUAGCCGUUCAAUCCAUAGUAAGCAGAGAUAUUGUAUACGAAUGUGAAAAAAGUUUAUUGCAUUUCAUAUUUUAGCUAUCUCUCGUUACAUUCUGGAGAAAAUAAAGAAAAGAAAAAGAAAAAAAAAGGAAGAAAGACAAAUCACCCAAUGACUAUUUUAGAGGUUCCUAUUAAAACAGCGAUUAAUAACUAGUUGAACGAGAUGUUAAGCAAGAAUAUCGUAAUGCUAAAUAAGUAAUCAAAUGUAAUAAUAUUGACACGUAUGAAAUACGUGAACAGAAUUGUUUUGCCUUCCUCAGGUCUCAUGAUCGAUCGUCUAAUCGUAAAACUUCGUAACAUAUCAAAGAAAACUUUCGUUCGUCUAUUUUUGUCUUUUUUAAAUAGAUAGAGAUUUCGUUGCAGCAAACACGCUUAUUUGACAAUAACGAUUAUUGAACAGUGAAAGUUGGCCUAUAAACAAAGUAGACUUUUUUAAAUGUCUACGAUAUUUUUAGGAUAUAUUUCCAAAAUAUUCCGUAUAUUUUUCUCGAUGAUGUCGAUGCCAAAGAAAUUUGUACAGUAAAAUCAUAUUAAUUUUCUUCUUUUAUUAUCGGCGCGUUCUUUAUUGUCCUUUCAUUGAUUAAUCUCACUUUCUAUUUCGACAUUAGAACGAUAAAGAUGAGCCUGUUCUUGGCGAGUGUGAGGAGCACCUACACUAUUACCUGUUAUUAUGACAAGAUAAGCAAUAUACGGAAGCUUCUGUUGUAUUUUAGUUAACGCACGUGUAUUAAAAAUUAUUAAAAAAGAAAAAAAGGAAAAAAAAAAAGAAAAAAAAGCAAGCAGAAUAUAGAAAACUCUUUGUAAAUAUGUAUCUACGGACUACAAAAUUAAGAGCUGACACGAAUAUAUUAUAGUAUUGUGACUUGAACUGUGGAAACAAUAAAAUUGGAAGUAGAAGAA